UUUGUAGAAGAAAACAUAAAAGAUCCAUUUUCUACAAAAACAAGAAUGCUUAUGCUUGAGACUUGAGUGAAGUGAAAAGCAGAGAAGAGAGGGAGAGAUGGUGGAAGGAAGAAAGAAAGAGAAAGGUUAUUAUGGGGUUUGCGCCAUUGGAGGAAUGCUCAGUUCUGGUACCACCCAUCUCGCUUUCACUCCUCUUGAUGUCCUAAAAGUCAAUAUGCAGGUGCAUCCCGUCAAAUAUAACAGUAUUGCUUCCUGUUUCACUACAUUGUUGAAAGAGCAAGGUCCUUCGGCCUUUUGGAGAGGUUGGGCUGGCAAGUUCUUUGGUUAUGGUGUUCAAGUUGGUUGUAGAUUUGGGUUAUAUGAAUAUUUCAAGACUCUUUAUUCUAAUAUUUUGGGGGAUUGCAAUAGGAGUUUCGUUUUCUUUGUUAGUAGUGCAUCUGCUGAAGUGUUUGCCAAUCUUGCUCUCUGUCCAUUUGAAGCCAUUAAAGUCCGGGUUCAAGCACAGCCCCAUUUUGCAAAGGGCUUGGCUGAUGGCUUUCCUAAGCUUUAUGCGUCAGAAGGGAUCUUUGGUUUUUAUAGGUGGCUAGUUCCUCUUUGGGGCCGAAACCUUCCAUUCUCUAUGGUUAUGUUCUCGACAUUUGAGCAUUCUGUCGACUUUCUAUAUGGUAAUGUCAUUCGAAAAACAAAGGCAGAAUGCUCAAAAACUCAACAACUCGGUGUGACAUGUUUAGCUGGCUACGCUGCUGGAGCUGUUGGUAGCUUUAUUUCUAAUCCUGCUGACAACAUUGUUUCUUCUCUUUAUAACAAAAAGGCUGAUAGCCUCUUGCUGGCUAUCAAAAAAAUUGGGUUCAUCAAUUUGUUUACAAGAAGCCUUCCUAUUCGGAUAAUGCUCGUGGGACCAGUGGUGACUUUGCAAUGGUUUUUCUAUGACACUAUUAAAGUUCUAAGUGGAUUACCAACAAGUGGAGAAGUCACUGCUAAAGAGAAAGUAGAUAGAACAGCCUGAGCUCAUGAAACUGCUGAUAGUAUACCACUAUUACUAACUAAAACAGAA
Pistacia vera is the source of this 1054-nucleotide messenger RNA. RefSeq names its product mitochondrial phosphate carrier protein 1, mitochondrial. Gene Ontology annotation, molecular function: phosphate transmembrane transporter activity. Gene Ontology annotation, cellular component: mitochondrial inner membrane. The coding region runs from base 98 to 1006 and encodes 302 amino acids. The record is from RefSeq and is a predicted model, not a curated record. The transcript has 6 exons. Gene Ontology annotation, biological process: mitochondrial phosphate ion transmembrane transport. NCBI's taxonomy places the organism in Eukaryota, Viridiplantae, Streptophyta, Magnoliopsida, Sapindales, Anacardiaceae.